CUCGGGGCUGGUCUGCCUCCCCCCCUCCCUACCCCUCAAGUGCCCGCCCGGAGUAUAAAACGACCGAGGUUGUGUCGGUCGCGUUCCUGUCCUCUUUGUUUCCUUUCGUUGAUGGUUAGACUCCGCGAGAGAAGGAUGAAGUACAUUUUGGCUGCCACGGUCAUCGUGGGCUCCGUGUUUUUUCUCGCCUUCCCCAGCGGCUCGUCGGCCGACGAGAGGAAGAAGGGACCCAAAGUGACCGCUAAGGUGUACUUUGAUAUGAAAAUUGGAGAUGACGAAGUGGGCCGGAUCGUCAUUGGCGUGUUCGGCAAGACCGUACCCAAGACCGUUGAAAACUUUGUGGCCUUGGCAACAGGAGAGAAAGGCUUCGGCUACAAGGGCAGCAAGUUCCAUCGCGUCAUCAAGCAGUUCAUGAUCCAGGGGGGAGACUUCACCAAGGGAGACGGAACCGGCGGCAAAAGUAUUUACGGCGACCGCUUCCCCGACGAGAACUUCAAGCUGAAGCACUACGGCGCCGGCUGGCUCAGCAUGGCCAACGCGGGCAAGGACACAAACGGCUCGCAGUUCUUCAUCACCACCGUCCCGACCGCCUGGCUGGACGGCAAACACGUGGUCUUUGGAAAAGUCCUGGAGGGAAUGGAAGUGGUAAAGAAGAUCGAGGACACAAAGACGGACGGUCGCGAUAAGCCCCUCCAAGACGUGGUCAUCCACGACUGCGGCACGAUCAAAGUGGACGAGCCCUUCGCCGUAGCCAAGGAAUGAGCAGAACUGUGUGUGAGUGGGAGGGAGGGACGGGGGGGGGGGGUCCAUCGUGCAGGCCACACCCGUGUCCAACCUGUGCUCUCUAUAUAAAAAAAAAAUGGCGCCCAGCGGUCAUCUGGAAGCAACAAAGGUGCGCCGACAGUGACGACACGCUGGCUACAUCAAGCAUUCCAAGGUGCCCUACUUCAUUUUUUUUUU
Molecule: messenger RNA, 960 nt
Organism: Syngnathoides biaculeatus (alligator pipefish)
Lineage: Eukaryota; Metazoa; Chordata; Actinopteri; Syngnathiformes; Syngnathidae
Gene: ppib
Product: peptidylprolyl isomerase B (cyclophilin B)
Exons: 5
Coding region: 112-762 (216 amino acids)
Biological process (GO): protein folding; protein peptidyl-prolyl isomerization
Cellular component (GO): intracellular membrane-bounded organelle
Molecular function (GO): peptidyl-prolyl cis-trans isomerase activity
Source: RefSeq, a predicted model, not a curated record